This is a messenger RNA of Pygoscelis adeliae (Adelie penguin), 1692 nucleotides long. RefSeq names its product ALG9, alpha-1,2-mannosyltransferase (gene ALG9). Gene Ontology annotation, molecular function: alpha-1,2-mannosyltransferase activity. NCBI's taxonomy places the organism in Eukaryota, Metazoa, Chordata, Aves, Sphenisciformes, Spheniscidae. Bases 379 to 1605 code for a protein of 408 amino acids. Gene Ontology annotation, biological process: protein N-linked glycosylation. The transcript is spliced from 13 exons. Gene Ontology annotation, cellular component: endoplasmic reticulum membrane. The record is from RefSeq and is a predicted model, not a curated record.
GGGAGCAAAGCAGGACAAGUUUGGGCGCCUGAGGGAUCAACAGCUUUCAAGUGUCUCAUCUCAGCCAGGUUCUGUGCAGCUCUUUUAAGCAACAUCUCUGAUUGUGAUGAGACGUUUAACUAUUGGGAACCGACACACUACCUCGUUUAUGGAAAGGGGUUUCAGACAUGGGAAUACUCUCCAGCCUAUGCCAUCCGCUCCUAUGCUUACCUGUGGCUUCAUGCCUUACCAGCCUUGUUCCAUGCUAGAGUUCUACAAACUAACAAGGUUCUUAUCUUCUAUUUCCUCCGAUGCUUCCUGGCCUUCCUGAGCUGCAUUUGUGAACUCUACUUCUAUAAGGCCGUGUGCAAGAAAUUUGGGCUACAUGUGAGCCGGCUGAUGUUGGCCUUCUUAGUACUCAGCACUGGGAUGUUUUGCUCAUCUGCAGCUUUCCUCCCAAGCAGUUUCUGCAUGUACACCACAGUGAUUGCCAUGACUGGCUGGUAUAUGGACAAGACCUCUGUAGCAGUGCUGGGGGUGGCCGCUGGAGCCCUUCUGGGCUGGCCCUUCAGUGCAGCUCUUGGGCUUCCUAUUGCCUUUGACUUGUUGAUACUGAAGCAGAGGUGGAAAAGUUUCCUAAACUGGUGUGUGGUGUCAUUGAUCCUGUUUUUGGUGCCCUUGGUAGUUGUGGACAGCUAUUACUAUGGGAAGCUGGUAGUUGCACCUCUCAACAUUGUUUUAUACAAUGUCUUCACCUCUCAUGGACCUGAUCUCUAUGGUACGGAACCCUGGUCCUUCUAUUUCAUCAACGGCUUUCUGAAUUUCAACGUGGCAUUUAUUUUGGCGCUGCUUGUGCUGCCACUGACUUGUCUCAUGGAGCGUCUGCUUCAGAAAUUUCAUGUUCAGAAUCUGGGCCGUCCCUACUGGCUGACACUAGCUCCUAUGUACAUUUGGAUCAUGAUUUUCUUCAGUCAGCCCCACAAAGAAGAGAGGUUUCUCUUUCCCAUCUAUCCCCUCAUCUGUCUCUGCGGUGCUGUGGCUCUGUCUGCUCUUCAGAAAUGUUACCACUUCAUAUUCCAGCGCUACCGUCUGGAACACUACACAGUCUCCUCCAACUGGCUGGCUCUGGGGACUGUCUUUCUCUUUGGCCUUUUGUCAUUGUCACGCUCUGUUGCCUUAUUCAGAGGCUACCACGGGCCCCUGGACCUGUACCCAGAAUUUCACAGGAUUGCUACUGACCCAAGUAUUCACACUGUGCCAGAGGGGAGACCAGUUAAUGUCUGCGUGGGAAAGGAGUGGCACAGAUUUCCAAGCAGCUUUCUCCUGCCAGAUAAUUGGCAGCUCCAGUUUAUCCCGUCAGAAUUCAGGGGCCAGUUACCAAAACCAUUUGCCAAAGGACCAAUGGCCACACGGAUCAUUCCCACUGACAUGAACGACCAAAACAAGGAAGAGCCAUCUCGAUAUGUCCUCAAAGCUGCUGCGUGCAUUCUACGUCCCUCUUCUCUCAGAACAGUACACAUGGUAUGCAAACUACACUAUUCUGAAAUCCCGGAGGUCGAGGCAAACCAGGAAAAAAAUGGGAGGCUAGCAACACACCUGGGCAACAAAACCAAAAGCAUCUGCUGACACUCUUGGACAGCUGCCUAAGCCAUCUUCAGUUCGUUUUUGAAAGAUUGCACUUGUAAGAUUCACUAAUAAAGAUUUCCCAUGAAG